CUGACAGAAUAUGGAUCGUAAGAAUGUUCAUUCAUUCAUGAAUAUUAUUUUAUACUGGAAUUAAGAGAAUGUGAUGAACCUUGUUUCUGUUCUAUCAAAGAAUAUUUUUAAUGUUCUAUUUUGAAACAUAUGUUGCAGGGCAAUUGAUUGUAUUGGUCAGUUAAACAUAAUGUAAGUGCCAGUUGCAAUGGCGGGAGUUUAUGAUUUAAGUGCAGUUUGUGCAGAAUGCAAUUCAGAUAAAGUAGCAGUUAGAAACAAAGCUAUUGAGCGUUUAAAUGGAUUAUUAGUAAGCCAUAAAGAAGAUGUUUUCCUGCUAUUGAAAAAUGAUUACCACCGUAAAGAUAUAUGUUGGAAAGUUAUGUUUGAAAGUGCCAUUAACGCAACUAUUAAGCAUUCAGUUUGUCUAGAUGAUAUACGACUUACGAAAGGCACUCAAAACCUUCAAAACAAAAAUUAUUUCUAUAGAAGUGUUGUUAACAAAAUACUGGACUACAAUGUAGAAGAAAAUUUCUUGACAAAAUCUGCAAUAUUUACCGCCUUUAUACAAGGUUUCGAAAAUCACAGCACCAUUAAACAUUUCGGUGCAUUAUUUUUAAAUCUUUUGGAUCGAGGCCUUUACAAAUCGCUUAUGUAUGUGCAGGACAUUAAAUUAAACGAAUUCAGUCGUAUUUUAUCAUAUUUGUUCGAAGUUAAUGUCGAAAAUGAGGUACUUCGUUUUGCGAUCUUACAAACAAUAAUAAAAACUAUUGAAAUCGGCACUCAAAAUGUUGUCUUAAAUUUUGACCUUAUCGGAUAUCUGCCGGAAAUAUAUGUAUAUGCACAUAAAGCAUCUGAUGAUCGUAAAAAGUUUGAUGUUUUAAGGCUUUUUUAUAUAUUUGUUAUAAAUCUUUCAAUAGAUUAUCAUUUUACUAUUGGAACGGAUUUACAAAAACUUAUACCGGUUUUGUGUGGAUAUUAUUUUACUUUAAUGAAAAGUGAAGCAAAGGAACUCUUCUUUAAGUCCGUAUACAAAUUUUUAAAAUAUUUAUAUCCUAACAUAUGUAACGGUGAUAACAGUACUUUUCCAAUUACACUUAAUGAAAAUUGGUCAAAAACAUUGAAAAAAUUAAUGUCUAUAGUCGAUAUGGAAAUAAAAGCCAAUAGAUUACAACAAGAUCAAAUUGAUUCGGAUGUAUGUGCACAAAGUUUUAUAAAUGUAGCAUCAUUAAUAAUUUAUUUGUUGCAGUGGAACAUAAUAGAAGAUGAUAUGGUACAAUCAAAAUCAAAAAUACCUAAACUGAGUGACCCAUUAGAAAUCGUGCUUAAUUUUGUUCGUGAAAAUUCUGCUUCAAAUGAGAUAUGGUUUUGUAUUUUAAGUACCUUAAUUUCCAAUUAUAAUUGUGUACUUAACUCAACUAAUUACGUCGAUGUAUUAACUACUGUUUUACUCAUGUAUGAAGAAAGAACAACCAGAAAUAUUUUGUACAUUAUAAAUACUUGCAUACGUGCAUUAUUAAAGUUUGAACUUCAUUACGAAAUGUGUCAUGUUGUUAAAAAAUCCAUUGAACAAUUGUGGAAAAAAUUUACUGAUCUGUUGGUUUCUGAAAUUUCCAAUGGCUCGGAAAUUAUUAUAGAAAAACAAAAAUUACUUCAAACAGUUAUACCAUAUGGAAAGAUGUCAAAAAAUCAGUGCGAAGCCUUGAUACAGUCAUUUACAACUAUAAACACAAUGAGACGUAAUGAGUGCAUUAUAACUGUUCGUUCAAUUUUGGAUAAUUCAAAUAUUUGUGGAAUUGAUAAAGGUUCGGAUAUUUGUGUCAGCAUAUUAACAUGGUUAUAUGAUACGAAUACAAUAUCUUCUGAUGUCAGAAGUUUAAUUCGAAAUGUUAAAUCAAUUGAUACGGAAUUGAUUUCAGAUACAGCAGCAUCUGCAGUUAUUAACUUUUUGGAAAAAAAGUCUUACAAUGAAUCUGAUCACAUUGUUGAUUAUCAUACACAUUUCGAUAUUCUACAAUAUAAAUAUUUAAGGAAAUGUGUUUUUAUAAAUAAAAAUGAAAAACAAAUUCAACUUUUUAAUGAAGAAUCUUUAAUGAUUUCUAAAGCAGUUUUGAGUAACUGUCUAUUUCAAAAAAAUUAUGGAGUUCUAUUAGAGAUACUAGACUUGGAAAAAUCUAAAAACAGUACUAUUAAUGAUAUUUUGUAUGAUCUUAAUUGUUUAUAUAAAAUAUCUUCUGUUAUGAAGUUCUUAUUGCAAUAUAAAGCUUUUAACAAUGACAAUUACACUCAAUGUCCUCUAACAAAACGUAUCCUUGUAUUUUUGAACCAUAUAGAGAAUGCUGUUGUGCAAGAUCGCAAGCAAAGAAUACUGGUACAAGAACGGAAACUUCGCCCAAUUUGGCGCACGUAUUGA
Messenger RNA from Teleopsis dalmanni, 2389 nucleotides. RefSeq names its product serine/threonine-protein kinase ATM-like. Lineage: Eukaryota; Metazoa; Arthropoda; Insecta; Diptera; Diopsidae. Bases 188 to 2389 code for a protein of 733 amino acids. The record is from RefSeq and is a predicted model, not a curated record. The transcript has 9 exons.